This is a messenger RNA of Apus apus (common swift), 5578 nucleotides long. Its product is annotated as ligand of Numb protein X 2-like. Gene Ontology annotation, molecular function: metal ion binding; protein binding; ubiquitin-protein transferase activity. NCBI's taxonomy places the organism in Eukaryota, Metazoa, Chordata, Aves, Apodiformes, Apodidae. Bases 253 to 2307 code for a protein of 684 amino acids. The transcript is spliced from 10 exons. The record is from RefSeq and is a predicted model, not a curated record.
GCGACACCUGAGCGGCUGCGCUGCCUCCUCCUCUCCACGUAGGUUUCGACUGUUCUUCCCCGCCCGGAAACUUUGGUGAAGGAGCCGCGUUCUUGCCGCAGCCGCAGGCCGAGUUCGUGCUGCGCUUCUCCCGCUUUCUCCCUCCCCUGUCCCGGGGACGAGCGGCCCCGUUUCCCGCCUCUGGCGCCUACAGGGGUCCUCUCUCAGACUGCUGCCUGCCACGUCUCCUUGCUGUGGGGCUGAGGGUGCCUGAUGCUGGCUGUCAUGGCUGAUCCCCUGGCAGAGGAACCCACGUCCCCAGCUAAUGAACUCUGCUGCGAGUGUGGUCAGUUCCACCUCUUGCUGGACAAUCAUCUCUACAACUUCCAGGAUGAAGUAGAUGAUGAACUCAUCUGCCAUAUCUGCCUUCAGCCCCUGCUCCAGCCCAUGGACACCCCCUGUGGACAUACGUACUGUUUCAAGUGCCUGGAAAACUUCAUGCAGGAGUACAGCUUUUGUCCUAUGGAUCGGAAGAAGCUCUCUUUCCAGCAGUGCCACAAGUCCAGCCUUCUAGUACGAAACCUGCUGGAUAAGCUGAUUGUCUUCUGCCCUUUCAAGGCAGAGUGUCAGCAGACAAUGCAGAGGUGUGAACUAGAAGCUCAUCUGCAGAACAGGUGUCCUGGUUUCAAGAAAUACAAAUCUGAACUACUACAGAGGAAAAAGAAUCCCAUUUCCAAAGGGAAAGAAGAUCCUCCUACCAAGGUGGAGACAGGUACACCCAAAGAUCCAGAGCUACCAAGUGGAGGAUCAUCACUUGUGGCAGAAAGCUCUGCAGCUGCUGUGGUGUCACUAGGGACUGCAGAGCCUGGACUGGUUAAUCCAGCUUUUGAGGAGACUGAGGAAGACCUUCCACAGAGAACUAGUCUUGUGGCUGAAACCACCACAAUUGAAAUUCACCGAGAAGACCCGGAGGAAGAGCUGGGGAUGAGGAUAGUUGGGGGUAAAGACACCCCACUAGGAAACAUUGUUGUUCAGGAAGUCUUGCGGGAUUCUGUCAUUGCUGCAGAUGGGAGAAUAGCCCCUGGGGACCAUAUUCUUGAGGUGAAUGGAGUCAACAUCAGCAGUGUGACUCACUGCCAAGCUGUCUCCUUCCUGCGCCACCCAGGUCCUGUUCUCCAGCUCAUGGUCCUGCAGGAGAAGGGGUUUUCCAAUAAGACUGCACAGCAGGAUUCCACCUCCAUGAAUCGGGAAGUGAUCCACGUUACCUUGAUAAAGAGAGACCGAUCCGAGCCCUUGGGAAUCAAACUGAUCAGGAAGACAGAUGAGGCAGGGAUUUUUAUUCUAGAUCUGUUAGAGGGAGGUUUGGCAGCCAAAAAUGGGAAGCUGAGUCGGAAUGACAGAGUCCUGUCAAUAAAUGGCCAGGAUUUGAGGCAAGGAACACCUGAGGCUGCUGCACAGAUAAUCCAGACCAGUGACUCAAGAGUGAACUUUGUUGUCUUGAGGCAGCCAGGGGUGCAGCUCUCAGAGCCAGUAGAAGAUGGCAGCACCUCAAACAGCAGCAGCAGCAGCAGCACUGGAGGGAGCCCCGUGCACCAUCGGAGACGACUAGACCAGACUCACUACAGGCGAAAAUCUAACUAUCAGAAGGAUUUACCUCAGGGAUAUGCAAGUCAUGAAAAGACAGUUGCAAUAAAAAAGGAACCAAAGGAAUCUUUGGGAAUAACAAUUGGAGGUGGAAGGGAUAACAAAAACAAGCUCCCUAUAUAUGUAACCAGCGUGCAGCCCAUCGGGUGCCUCUUCAGGGAUGGCAGGAUCAAGCGAGGAGAUGUACUUUUGAGCAUAAAUAGUAUUGAUUUGACUCAGCUGAACUACUAUGAAGCUGUCUCAGCACUGAAGUCUAAUGCAGCUUCCCACUCAGUCAUACUGAAAGCCUUGGAAAUCAUUCCACUGAACUCCACAGAGCCUUCCCUGGACAUCAAGGAGCAGGGAUUCAGCUGGUCUCCCCUCUGGAUCUCGUGGCUUGGCUUGCCUAGCUACCUCCACUGCUGCCAAGAUAUUGUCCUCAGUAAAGGCAACCUGGAAAGCUGGGGCUUCAGCAUUGUUGGAGGCUUUGAGGAAAGCAAAGGAAACCAGCCUUUCUUCAUCAAAACCAUCGUGCCUGGGACUCCUGCCUUCAGAGACAGGAAACUCAAGUGUGGAGAUGAAAUAGUGGCAGUAAAUGGAGUGCCAGCAGUAGGAAUGAGCAAUUCGGAACUGAUCCCAAUGCUGAAGGAGCAAAGGAACAAGGUCACACUUACUGUGGUGUCUUGGCCAGGCAGCCUGGUGUGACAGCUCAAACCAAACACCAGCCCUGUCAGGAAGCACUUGGCCAUCACACAAAGCAAAACGUGGGACACACAAACCAAGGGAAUGCUGAACUCUGGCUACACAGCAUAUUGCCAUGGAAGACUUCAAGCUUCCUCGUUGGAGAAAAAGUUUCUUCACUGUGCUGAGGUUAUCAUCAAAUCUGGCUGUCAAAGUCACAGUUAAUUGGGACAGUUUUAGCUUCUGGGCUCAUUAAAGCUCUGUAGAAGGGGUGUUGCAGAGAGAGCUUUUUCCAGUGUUCCUCUACAACUCACCUCACUUGUAGAGCUCUGCUUUCCCCUUCACAUUUUGAAGAGGUCAAAAGUGGCACAACUGCCCCAUUUCCCCUGCUAGAUGAAUGCAGUUCUGCUCCUGCUCUCUGUCCUGCUUGGACACAGAGUCAUUUUAUACAUGCUUUUAAAAGCCACUAAUAAAACAGUAAGGAUGUGGAUCCAAUUAAGCAAUUCCUAUCCAGUCUUGAUAUUUAUAGGUUACUGAAACCUAAUGAAUGUGUUUAUCCAUUAAAACCCCCCCUGUGACUCUCAGCUGAGAGCUGAAGAGCUGCUAGGUUAGUGUGGCUGAGCUGUGUUGACUUGGAUGAAGGUCCUGUCAACCCCUAGCUGUCACAGACCCUGAUGUCAGUUGCUUACCAAAGACCUGCAAUUGGUGAGAGGCCUCUCAGCCUUGAGGAGCACCCUUGAGGUGUCCCAGCUCCUGGAGAGGUCACCACCACACAGCCAGCUGCUUUAGCAGGGAGAGCUCCAAGAAGGAAUAAAGAGGUUGGUUUACAUGUGACAGCAAAGGUAUGUGUGAGACUCCUUGUACCCCCAAAUUUCUUUGUUCCUUGAUAAAGGAGCAAUGGAAAAGCCACCUGCUAUGAUGUUAACCAUGUGAUCAGUGUUGCAAGCUCAUUCCUCUCCUGGCUGUGUCUCUGCCCCUUUGGGGGUUUUCACAGAACAGGUUGGAACUAGAGCAGUUCUCUGCCUGCUUAUGGCUCAGGCCUUUACCUCCUUUGGAGCCUGUACCAAUCUAGCCCUGGUUUGGUUAAGGAAUCGAGUGCAUCUGUCACAGUAGCCAGAGAGAAGGAAUUUGUUUCAUUUUCAUCCCUCUCUUCAGGAAAGCUUCCCUGGUUUUAUGACUUGAUAAAAUGAGCAGCUUUUCCCACAGAAGGCAGAUGAUAAAGCAAACUUGUUACAAGAACCUGUUUGAAGGAGGCUGUACCUAGCACAGCACCUGUAGGGUCAGACACAGCUCCUGCAGCUCUGGUCACACAUCAGCAAAUUGUGAACCCACUAGAUCAGGGGAAGCUCAGGGUCAUCAGCUGCCUCAGUCACAUUGUACUGACUGGAUGACGUCCUCACCUCCAGGAGGACAAUGUGCUCAGCAUGGCCUCAGUUCAAACCCACUGCAGAGUUAAUAUUUACAAUAAAUGAGCAGAAGCCAAGCCAGGCUGGUAAGUUCCUACCUGGAAACUCCACAUGAAGCAAUCUCCUCCCUUUUUAGGUUGUUAGUCAGCAGUAGAAGUGACAGAUCUUUCUCAAACCAGGUUGCCUUGAGUGAUCUUUCCUCUUAUGCUGUUUCAGCUGCACCUUUCAUGGGGCCAGCACAGAUUGUAAGAAUCAAGUUUACCUGUAAAAAUGCUACACAGAAUGAAUGUUUAAUCCCUCCUUGCAGCAAACUGCCUGCAGGCCAGUGCCCAUCACUGGCUCCAGCACUGCUGUGCUCAGGGCUGGCUGCUCCCUAAUUAGCUCUUGCUGCAGAGUGGAACUGCUCCUCACCAGCUGCCUGGCUGAGGUGUUUACAGCCUCACUUCCUUUGGCUCUUGGCUUCAGGCAGGCUAGAGCAGAGCCUGUUAUCAGAGCCCAGAAAUAGCUUAGGCUCCAACCCUCCAGAAGUGUCCCUGGCACAGGGGGUGGCCUCUUUGAGUGAUAAAUACCACUGGGGUAAACAGCAAACGGCAAAACCAGUGUGUGACCAGCUGGGCUCUGGGGCCUUUUUAUCCUGUUGUUCCUACUGAACACUGAGAGCAAAAUAAUUCAGAAGUCAGCAAGGUGCCUGGGGAAAAGGAACAGAAAAACCUGGAGCAGUUUUGUCUCUUCCAAUCCAUGUGCAGAAUCUGUGCCUGCACAUAUUGACGUAGAUCAAUUCCUACUGAGCAGUACCAAGUGUCACUUUUAUUAAGUGCAGCAGGACAAGGCUGUGGAGCUGGUGCUCAGUUUGAGGAAAGGAUGCUGCAGCAGGCAGCACGAUUUUUAUUGUUACUCCAUCUUGUUUCAAGGUGCCUUCAACUUCACCAAAAUGUCCUAGUAAUUUAAAUAUUGUUUCCAAGAUCAGCCUGUUAAUAGAUGUUGAAUUUGUUUUGAUGCCUUCAUAAAUUAUUCUAAUAUUCCUGAAAAAAAACAAUGUCUUGUGGGUGGUUUUUUGACCUUUUCCUAUCAGCUAACACCCCCUGGGAAUAUGUCCACCUCAACAAUAGACAUUGCUCCAAGAAACUGGCAUUGGGAGGCAGGAAACAGGGUAAUUGUCCUCUGCUCCUCCCUAGACAGCAACUGGACUAUCCUGAAAUGGUUGCAGGAGGAAAAAACCUGACAAAAGUAAAUCUCACCUACCCUUCCCUUCAGCCCCUGCUCCUACUGCUUGUGGGGCUCAGAACUGACUGAAAAGCUCACCCAGGGAAUAAAUAAAACUUCCUUUUGUGAGGCUUAACUCCCUGGCUGGGUGUGCUGCACAGCUCAGCAAUGACUGCAACACCAGUGCUGCUGUUCCCAGAGGAACUGCAUGGCCAGGCUGGGGCUGGAUUAGGUUGUGUUUCUACUCCUACAGUGCAGGAGCAUUUCCAAAACCUCACCUUUAGCCUUCUCUUAACACAUUUAAGACAAAUAUUUCACCUCUAUCUCAUUAAAAUAAAACAAUUUAAAAUUAUUUCCCUUAAAUGCACAGCUGCUCCUGGCAGUAUAAACCUCCUACCAACAAAAAGGAGUUGGGUCCAUCUGUAAAAACAUUCUGAAAACACCAGAGGAAGCAGCACUGCCUCAAUACAAGCUGCUUCUGUGUCCCCUCUCCCACAGCACCACCAGUGAGCCCAGAGGGAUGCAGGCAGGAUGUGCUCAGCAUUAAUUAAGCCUAUUUACAGGUUAAGUAGCUUCUGUCACCUCCACAGAGCCAGAGACCAGGGGAGUGGAUGCAGAAGAGCUCCAUCAACCCAUGGAGAGGCACAGCAGCCUUAGAGGACAAAAAUGAAGCAGCAGUGCUGCUG